GCACUAAAGCGGUGGAUUUAAAUCCUUCAAGGACGAAGAACCCUUAAAGAUGACACCCAAAAUGAUAAUCACCUAUUGUUACACUGUAAUUUUAUUGUGUGACCUCACCAGUUCCUCAUAUAUGGAAAUCCUCGACCUAAACCAAAAUCCAGGCAUAGUUGCCUUCAGAACUAAUUCCGUUUUCUUGAAAGAAGGUUUCCACACAUUAUUUCACAAGUUCAAUUUAUACUCAUACAGAAUUAUUUUAAAACAAUACGAAUCUAUUAUUAAAAAUCUAGAAGAAAAUCCAAAUAUUGAAGAAAUAGUCAACAUUUUGAAACAAAAGCAUAGUCAAGCCAACUUUAUACUUGAAAAUCUUACUGUAAAACGAAGAAGAACAAAACGAUCUCUCAACUUUCUUGGAUCUACUAUAAAAAUGAUUACUGGAAACCUUGAUAACGAAGAUUUGCUUAAAAUUGAAAAUCAAUUAGAAUCCUUAAAACACUCUAAUAAUGCUUUAGUUACAGAGAACAAUGAACAGGUCAGGAUAAAUGAGCUUUUUGAAAACAGAAUUAACAAUUUAACAAAACAGGCUUACAGGCAGUCUAGAGAAAUAGAUAGUAUCGUAAAACAAGCUAGGUUGAGUUUAGACCGGCCAAUUGACUGGAAACACAUUCUACAUAUACACAGCAUCAUCUUCAACAUCGACAUGAUCCAACACCAGCUUGCAACAAUCUUCGAAUCCAUACAAUUGUCGAAACUGGGUAUAAUAUCGAAAACGUUCUUACAACCUUCAGAACUGGAAUUUGCAACGCAACUACUGGAAUCACAAGGCAUAACGAUUGAAAGCUUUGAUCAAACUUACGAGUUUUUGGAACCGGUAGCUUUUCAUAACAACUCAGACAUAAUAGUCCUUAUUAAAAUUCCUAAGCUUAGACGAGGAGAUUAUGUACAACUUCAGCUGGAAACUAUUCCUAUACAUAACAAAGUUAUAGCGAUAAACGCUACAAGUGCUAUUAUUGGCAACAACGAGUCGUAUCUGGUAAUGCAUCCAUGUACGAACAUCGAGAAACGCAGUAUUUGUGAUUUACAAAACCUCUUUAACGUCUCCAACGACAAAUGUCUUCAUCCAAUAUUACGAGGAAACGCAGGUACAUGUACCUUUACAAAGUCACCAACAAUUUCGGAAUUCAAAACAGUUGAAAAUCUUGGAGUACUGAUAAAAAACUCCGUUAAACCCACCCUCAUACAGAACAGUUGUGGUUUUGGCCCGAGAAAUCUGACAGGAACAUUUCUCGUAUCAUUCAAGGAUUGCCUCGUAACUCUCAACGGAAAGCACUUCAACAGCAAAUCUUUCAAAGGGGAAACUAAACCUGCUAUACUCCCAUUUAGUGAACGUCAAUGAAUCAGAAAUACUAGCAGAACCCAUCGAUAAUUUGGAACAACUACACGUACAUAAUCGUCGUAAGCUAGAACAUCUAGAAACCGUUACCGAAAGGACUAGAGCAUUCAACAUUGGAGCCAUAGUUUUGAUCACAUGCCUCGUCAUAGUUUUCUUCACUUUUCUCAUAAGAGAAGUUCGUAAACUUAAGCUGAAACUGACGAUACGCAUUCCAGCAGUCAAAGUUGCAGAUACUUCGCAUCUAGGGUUGAACCGAGACGGUUCAAUCUAAUAAGCGGGACGUUAUGUACGCAUCCUAACAGCCUCUAUCGCGUAUGCACAGACGUCAGCAAAGUACGCGCUAGCAGAAAGUCACCGUUGCAUCCGGCACGUGGAGACGUCAGCUAUUUGGUUACCAACCAAAGGUUAGCCACAGGUACGCUGACGUUGCAGUAAACAUCCGGCCAUCGAGGUUGCAUCAGCCGGGACCCAAUUGACGAACCAGGAAUUCCGCUGAAGCAGCAGUUUCCAGUUAGGCGGCCAUAGCCAGGUAACUAGGUAGCUUCAGUCAGGGCGAUCAGUUUAGUGCGGCAUUCGAUAGGGACAACACGUCCAAGUGUAGACAAUUAAAAUUUGUAAAACAUCAAGUGUAUAACGAACUC
Armigeres subalbatus is the source of this 2022-nucleotide messenger RNA. RefSeq lists its product as uncharacterized. The transcript has 2 exons. NCBI's taxonomy places the organism in Eukaryota, Metazoa, Arthropoda, Insecta, Diptera, Culicidae. The record is from RefSeq and is a predicted model, not a curated record. Bases 50 to 1384 code for a protein of 444 amino acids.